Sparassis crispa is the source of this 1080-nucleotide messenger RNA. Its product is annotated as Thioredoxin domain-containing protein, mitochondrial. NCBI's taxonomy places the organism in Eukaryota, Fungi, Basidiomycota, Agaricomycetes, Polyporales, Sparassidaceae. Gene Ontology annotation, biological process: response to endoplasmic reticulum stress. The record is from RefSeq and is a predicted model, not a curated record. Gene Ontology annotation, molecular function: protein disulfide isomerase activity; protein-disulfide reductase activity. Bases 1 to 1080 code for a protein of 359 amino acids. Gene Ontology annotation, cellular component: endoplasmic reticulum lumen. The transcript is spliced from 6 exons.
AUGAGACUGCCUUGGGUGGUUCUGACGUUCGCGUUCGCACCUUCAAUGGUGUCCGCUGCGUUAUUUCCUGCGGAUACAAAAGUCAAGAUGCUUGACGCAAACAGUUUCAGGAAGGCUAUGAAGCAGAACAUGACUUCCGUAGUCGCGUUCGUCGCUCCCUGGUGUGGCCACUGCCAACGAAUGGCGCCUGAAUUCAGCAAAGCGGCAGUCGCGCUCACCCCAAUGGUCCCGCUCUAUGCGGUCGACUGCGAUGAUGAGGCGAACAAACGGCUCUGUGCGGAGCAGGGCGUGCAGGGCUUCCCGACAGUGAAACUGUUCCCUCGUGGUGGGCAGUCAAGAGCCGUUAGCUUCGACUCAAAUGAGCGAACUUCGAAGGCGUUUUUCUACUGGGCAUCGAAGAAUAUUCCGCAUGCGGUGAGGCGCUUGGACACCGUCACGAAUAUCAACGACUGGGUAGAGGACAACAUCACCAAGCCCAGCGCAAUUCUUCUCCAUCCGGGGAAGGAGAUACCCCUCAUGUGGAAGUCUCUGGGGAACAAGUACAAGGACGCGAUAUCAUUUGCCAUCCAUCGCGAUAAGACCGGGAAGAGCGCGGUGAAGCUAGGAGCGGAAGAUCAUGCGUCAAAGGCCUCUCGAAUCCUGGUAUAUCCCCCAGGAUCAACCGAGUUCGUGCGCUAUGACGGCACACAAAAAUUCCAACAGGUUUCCAAAUUCUUUGACUCCAUAGUGGAUGGCACGGCCGACUUCAUGGUACCCAAAGAAACUGAAGCGGAGGAACCUACACCUGAGGCCCAACCCGAUCACAACGACCAAGUUCCCUUCGAAGCAGCGCAAGCUCCCUCUUCCCAGGUCGAGCGCGAACCUGCCCCGGCUGCUACACCAGCUGCAGAAUCUACCCUGCUAAACGAACCCGCAACUGAAAUGGAAAGAGCGAAGAGCAAAAUAUCAGAAGGCGCGAAGAGCGAAACCACAGAAAGAGCGAAGGGCGAAACCACAGAAUUACCUGUCGAAGAGACACCAAUCGCGAUCGAGGAGACGGUGACUACUGGCAAUCAAUCCCGUGUGAAGGACGAACUGUAA